AUGCCCGGAAUGAAUAUCCCCAACGUCUUUGGACAGGUCCCGAGUGGUGUGUUUGGUCCCGACAAGAAUGUAGACAGAAAUGUUCCCUCUUCAUAUUCCCAAUCCAGUCCGGAAGAUACCAAUACCCCUUCCAUGACCUGGGAUUCUCCCUUGACAUCGUCGACAAAUGAAUAUCUCCAAACUCCCUUUACCCCUUCUCCUAAUGAAACCCAAGUGCCACUUCCUCCUCAACCGUCUAAAGUACCUCCACAUUCCCCAAGCUUGAAAGAAAACAACACACUUCUCAUGAGAGGUUUAGGUAUUGGUAGACCAUCAACUCCCCAUAUUUCUGAAACUUCCAUGGAAUCAACAGGACAAAAUCAACGUUUUUCCACUUCCAAACGUCAUAGUCGGAAGUAUAGUUAUGCUUCUACUCCUUGGAAUGGUGUUUUAUCUUUCGGUAAUCAAACUCCUCGAAAUGGACAAGAAGGUAGUUCGUUAUCUUCCAAACGAUCAGAUUCCUCUCCAGGAAAAGAAGAACGUCGAUCGUCAGAUUCACAAUUAACGGACAGAGGUAUGAUGGAACAAAAACGUCGAUCGAUGGUUUGGACCACACCAAGAGGAAGUUCUUUACCUUCUUCUCGACCAUUGGAUGAAACUUCAGAACUUGAUAGUUUUCCGGAGAUAGAAGGACAAUAUGAUUCUGAAAGAAAUCAUCAUAGAUCUAGACCGGAUUAUCGCCAUCUUCUUAAAUCGAAUACUCUCUUUCCCAGAAGAUCCGACGAAACUAUAGCAUCUCAUCAAACACCUGCUUCUCCUAUGAGUCCUGUAGGUCGCAAUACUUUUCUGUCGGCGAGAAGCUUCGACAAAUGGGAUCUCAAAGUUUCAAAGUUAGCCACGGGUGGAGUUCCUAGGAUGAACACUGAUAAGGAUGAAGAAGGAGAUACAUUAUCUCAUGUAAUUAGUACCCUCAGUCUUAGCUCAUAUGACGGUGAUAGGGGUGGGGAAGGAUCUGGAGGGACUGAGAAUUCUCAAGAUACGGCAACCCUCUCUGGAGAGAAUUUCUGGGUAUCAGAGGAAAUGUAUGUCAUUGGCAAGGGCAGGGAUCUUGAGGAAGAGCCAGGAUCACCGGAGGCCCUAGAGAUGAGAGCCAAACGUCGUAGAAUCAGACGAAAUACCGAACAGAGCUCUCGAGUCACUUCCACUUCCUCAUCCUCGCUUAAAAGAGCUCGUCGUGCUUCUCAGGUGGUUCUACAGAGUACCAAUAAUCUUCCGGAUGUGGAGAUGGUGGAGUUUUCUGGAAUGGGAGUCGCAAGUCAGGGUGAAGGUAGCGCAAGAGACAUUCGUCCAGUUUUCCAUGAAUCGGAAACGAUGGAUAUGGAUAUGGAUAUAGAUAUGGAUUGA
Molecule: messenger RNA, 1383 nt
Organism: Tremella mesenterica DSM 1558
Lineage: Eukaryota; Fungi; Basidiomycota; Tremellomycetes; Tremellales; Tremellaceae
Exons: 2
Coding region: 1-1383 (460 amino acids)
Source: RefSeq, a predicted model, not a curated record